This is a messenger RNA of Chilo suppressalis (striped riceborer), 2378 nucleotides long. Lineage: Eukaryota; Metazoa; Arthropoda; Insecta; Lepidoptera; Crambidae. The record is from the annotation of a GenBank genome assembly.
UUAAACCUGAGCAUGGGGACAAAAUAGUACUUAUAAUGUCUUCGCUGUUAUUUAAAAAUACAUGAAAGUAAAAUAGUCAAGGAUAAACCAUUAAUUUCACACACUAAAGUUUAUCAUUAAGAUAUACGACUUCCUAAUCUGUCCUGAUAAAGCCCGGUUACAACAAAUUGACGACGAGUUAAAAAUAAUUAACUUGUUCAAACCAAUUAACUUCGUCCUUUUAUCAAAUUCAUGCAUAUUUUCAGUGACACCAUUUUUUUCUGUUCAAUUAAUAAAUACUCCUUUUACGUAUUUUUUUUUAAUAAAUUGAACUUCACAAUUUUACAGUGCACUAAAAUUACUUGCAAAACAGUGAUAGAAUACUGAUCACGAAAACAAUAGUCUAUGAAAAGAAGUAACCAUUUUAAACUGCUGCUAUCACAAAGUUGUGUGACUGGGCUUCGGAACAUUACAAAAGAUGUGGUCGCUCAUCCCUUGUAUACAGUACCUUUUGGUAUUGCGUCCAAAAUGCUCCGCUUAUUAUUGUUGAGUGUUUUGGUUGGAGUAACGGUUGCAGGAAGAUCUCCCAAUGCUGAUCACAUAGAACGGAACUAUGGAGCUUCUGAAUAUCCUUUUGAUGUUCUAGAGGACGCCAAAUUGGAUGUGCCUGGCUUGGUCACUAAAUAUGGGUACCCGAUUGAGAGCCACGAAGUCAUCACUUCCGAUGGAUACAUUCUGACGAUGCACCGUAUCCCACAUGGAAGGGAUGCGAACAACGCGCCUGGUGUCAGGCCUGUGGUCUUCCUGAUGCAUGGUCUCUUGUCAUCCUCCGCUGACUUCCUAGUGCUUGGACCUGGAAGCGCCUUAGGGUAUUACCUUGCCGAAGAAGGCUACGAUGUAUGGUUGGGCAACGCCCGUGGCAACUUCUACUCCCGCCGGCAUAAUCGCCUCAACCCCAACAGCAGAAUCAACCAAAACUUCUGGAAGUUCAGCUGGGAUGAGAUCGGAAACCAUGACUUGCCGGCUUUCAUUGACUAUAUACUGGCUACAACUGGACAGUCCCAGCUCCAUUAUAUCGGGCACUCUCAGGGUGGUACUGCCUUCUUGGUGCUCAACUCCUUGCGGCCGGAGUAUAAUAGGAAGUUCGUCUCGUUCCAAGGAUUGGCUCCUGCCUCGUUCUUCACUAACAACGACCAGCCGACGAUCAACUCUUUGGCUCCUCACGAGAAUGUUCUGGAGCCAGCUGCUUUCGCUUUGGGCAUGGGUGAGGUGUUCGGCACUCGUGAUUUUGUCACUUGGCUCACAAACAAUCACUGCGGAGAAGGCUCCAUUCUCCAGACAUUCUGCAAUUCAAUGGUGAUCAGUGGACGCUCUGAUCACUACAAUGAGACCAUGCAACCGAUCUUUUCCGGUCACGCGCCCGCUGGUGCCUCCAUCCGUCAGUUCGCGCACUACGGCCAAACCAUCAAGUUCGACGCCUUCCGACGCUUCAACCACAACAGAGUCACCAACUUCGCUUUAUACAGGUCGUGGUCACCGCCACACUACGAUUUGUCCAGGGUCACUGUACCGUCCUACAUCCAUUUCUCCGCUGCUGAUACAUUAGUAGUUCCAAAGGACGCUCAAAUUCUUUGCAGCAAACUGGCGAACACAGUCGGUUGCAGCUUGGUUGAAAGUCCUUCUUUUGACCAUUACGAUUACAUUUGGGGGAACGGAGUAAAGGCUCUGUUAUACGAAAAAGUGUUGAGGCAGAUGAGAGAAGCUGAGCAGAUGCAUUAUUUGUAAAACGAAAUUGUCAGUGGCCAUAUUUAUUUCAAAUAAUUAUUUUUCUUUAAAGAUUCACAACUGAUUCUGAAAAUCGCUACUAGAUAUCAGUCUGUACAAUCAAAGGAUCCAAGACUAGUAGCAAUCUUUGUAUAUAUGUACUUACCUAAAACUUUGAAAUUGUGUCAUGUAAAUUAAUAUGCUAAUGUAUGAAAGACUCCAUAUUUGCUAGAGAAUGCAUUAUAUAUUAAUAUGAUUCAAAAUUGCCUCCUUUAUUUUCAUAAAUUUAAGUUGGCGUCAACGUUCAAAGAAUAGGAAAGAUUUCAAAUCACUUGUCUACGGCACAAAAUUUUUAUGAAAAUUACAACAGUUCACUUAUUAGUGAUAACUAGCAAACCAGUGAACCAAAUGUUCACCAAAAAAAAAAUGUAUUUAAUUAAUUGAGAACUUCGGAGAUUUUGUGUGGUUUCGUUUGAAAUAGAAACCACGUGAUUUCUCGAAAACCGGAAGUGCUAAGUUACUCACAUCCGGUUUGUAGUCUUAUCAGACUAUUCUUAACUUAUAACUUAAACAUUCUCUAUAACUAUCUCUUACGGUUUGGCCGCUGAAACAGCACCACGGACGGACGGACGGAC